AAUUGUUUUGUUUGUCUGUGCGUGCGCAUAGGGACCAGCAAGACUUGCCGUCAGUCACCACACUGGGAGCCAAUGACGUGAUCCUGGGGCUGGAGCAGGGUUUGAUGGGCAUGUGCGAGGGUGAGGCCAGGGAGGUGGUGGUCCCGCCGCACUUUGGUCACGGGGAAAACGGAGCUGGCGUGGUUCCGGGCAGCGCUGUGCUGUUUUUCCAGCUGGAGCUCGUGGAGCUGCAGAAAGGCGUCCCCAACGGCUUCAUGUUUGUGUGGCUGGGGGACGUCCCCGAGCCCCUGUUCACCGCCAUGGACCUGGACGCCGACGGCCAGGUUCCCCUGCGAGAGGUAAACCCGCGUCCCUUCGUUGUCACCCAUUUAAGGGGCUGG
Molecule: messenger RNA, 380 nt
Organism: Hippocampus comes (tiger tail seahorse)
Lineage: Eukaryota; Metazoa; Chordata; Actinopteri; Syngnathiformes; Syngnathidae
Product: putative FK506-binding protein 9-like protein
Exons: 2
Cellular component (GO): endoplasmic reticulum
Molecular function (GO): peptidyl-prolyl cis-trans isomerase activity
Source: RefSeq, a predicted model, not a curated record